AUGGCCAUCAUCUGGUUCUCGGGACUCAAGAAACCGUCGUCUUUCUCCGUUCACAGGCUGGUUCUCGGGACUCACACUUCUGGCAAUUUCCCCUACCAUCCCAUGAUUGCUGGUGUUGUGCCAUCCACUGCGGUCGAUGAAGAUGGCAACAAAAGCAGCUCUGCGAAUUCUGUGAUUGCUGAGGCGAGAUGUGAUGAUCAGACGGUGGAAGUUAAGGUCCGCAUAGACUGUGAAGGAUGUGAGCGCAAAGUGAGGAGAGCACUAGAGGGGAUGAAGGGUGUGAAGCAAGUGGUUGUAGAAAGAAAGGCAAACAAGGUGACAGUCGUUGGAUAUGUGGAGCCAUCAAAGGUGGUUGCUCGCGUGGCACAUCGCACGGGUAAGAAGGCAGAGUUGUGGCCAUACGUGCCAUACGAUACGGUGGCCCACCCUUAUGCACCUGGGGUUUACGACAAAAAGGCCCCUGCUGGGUACGUGAGAAAUGCUGAGGACCCACAGGUGUCCCAACUAGCACGUGCGAGCUCUUUUGAAGUUAGAUACACCACCGCUUUCAGCGAUGAGAACCCUGCAGCUUGUGUUAUUAUGUGAUGAUCAUUAUUGUAAUUAGUUGUUUUCUGUGCUUUGAUUUUAGGGCUUGCAAUUAUUAAUUUCUUUUUUAAUUUUCCUUGUCUUGUAUGCCGUGGUGAAAUUAUUUUGUAUUUGUAUCUUCUUUGUUUUUUUUUUUUUGUCCUUGACCUUGUUAAGAAAUUAAAUAUUUGUCUGCUUUGGUG
Populus euphratica (Euphrates poplar) is the source of this 767-nucleotide messenger RNA. Its product is annotated as heavy metal-associated isoprenylated plant protein 26-like. Bases 1 to 585 code for a protein of 194 amino acids. The record is from RefSeq and is a predicted model, not a curated record. The transcript is spliced from 3 exons. Gene Ontology annotation, molecular function: metal ion binding. Lineage: Eukaryota; Viridiplantae; Streptophyta; Magnoliopsida; Malpighiales; Salicaceae.